Peniophora sp. CBMAI 1063 is the source of this 2343-nucleotide messenger RNA. Lineage: Eukaryota; Fungi; Basidiomycota; Agaricomycetes; Russulales; Peniophoraceae. The record is from the annotation of a GenBank genome assembly.
AUGUCUGACAACGAGAAGUUCGAGGACGUGCCCGAGUUCGAGUCUCUCUCGCUCGAUGAACCUCCAAAAUCAGAUGCCAAACCCGUACCAGAGCCUACUGCACCAAAACCAGAGACUCCGAAGCUAGCGACUGCGCCGCUGACACCCAAGAAGGUGGGAUCUCUACGUGAUAGGAUUGCGGCUUUUGAGAAUAAAGGCCCCGCGUCGCCGGGUAAAGAUGAACUCAAGACGCCUCGUCCACUGUCCCCGCGGCCGCGAUUGCCUUCACCGAAGAAUACAUUGCCAGCUACAGAAACUGUGCCUCUAACUCCACCUGCGCCUGCCACACCCACGACUAUUCAGCGAGUAGCAUCUCCAGAGCCUCAAUCAUCCGCGACCACAGCAUCACCUGUAACUCCCACAUCUCCGCCUCGACCACCUCCGCUUAGUCAACAUAAGCCGAGUACAUCCGCAUCCAGUCUUGCGGCACUGCUUUCACCGACUCUGCCAACUGCCCGGCCGCUGUCACCACCCAUCACAGCACGACCUCGCGACAGCGUCGCAACCGAUGCUGAUUUCGGUGAUGUCCCGCUCGAUGAUCCACCAACCCCCGCGCGCUUAGAUGGAGUCAUGGAGGAGAGUGCAGGAGCUUUGAAAGAAGCAGAGUAUGCAGGAAAGGGAGAGGUUGCUCCGGGAGAGGAAGCACAGGCAUCAAAGGCGGGCAAACCUUCGAUCCCGCCGGUCGAUCCUGAUGCGGAAUCUGGGUUCGACGAGAGUUUCGCGACAGUCGCCUUGACGGAGACAAAUCGCGACAGCACUCAAGCGCUCAAGUCACCCGCGGGCGAGGCGCCGGCACCCCCAUGGGCUUCGUCCAAAUCAGACAAGCACGAUUCCACGUUCUCAUUACAUCGUGCAGGGAUGGACGAGGUUCGCGCGGCCGCAAGUGCGCGGAGUAGCAUGAGUGCAGAUGGCGCUUCGGGCGCUGGGCAUAAAAGGAAGGCGAGCGGACUUGGUCGGGAAGUCACAGGGGCUGAAGAAGAGUCAGGCGUAGACUGGGAGUACUGGGGCAACGUUGUCUCUGACUACCAAGGGUCCGCGGCGGCGGAUGCAUCCCGCUUGGCUGCUGAAAUCGAACGCGGCAUACCACCCGCUCUGCGCGGGACUGUGUGGCAGCUGAUGGCAGCGUCCAAAGAUCCCGCCAUGGAGGCAACAUAUUUGUCACUGAUUAAAGAGAGUUCACCUCACGAGAAGGCCAUCACGCGCGAUCUGGGCCGGACAUUCCCUCACCACGCAUUCUUCGCUGGUGCCACUGGUCUUGGACAGGAGAACCUUUUCAAUGUCCUAAAGGCUUAUUCGCUGCAGGAUCCUGCGGUUGGAUACUGCCAAGGCUUGCCGUUCGUCGCUGCGGUAUUGCUGUUGAACAUGCCGGACGAGGAGGCGUUUAGUUUGCUCGUCCGUUUGAUGCACUCAUACGACUUGCGAGGGCACUUCCUGCCAGAGAUGCCCAAAUUACAGCUCAGACUGUUCCAAUUCGAGAGGCUCGUAGAGGAGUGUCUUCCGGUACUUCAUAUACACUUCUUGAGGCAGGGCGUAAAGAUCAGCAUGUUCUGCUCUCAGUGGUUCCUUACGCUCUUUUCAUACCGGUUUCCGCUUGACCUGGUUUACCGAGUGUUCGACAAUUGCCUAGCCUCUGGAAUCGAAGCCAUAUUCGGCUUUGCUCUUGCGCUUCUUCAGCGCAACGAAGAACGGUUGCUACAGCUCAAAUUCGACGAGCUUGUUGCAUUCCUCAAUACGCAAGUCAUCGAGACGUACCGUGAUGGCGAUAAUGACGACGGCAGCGCACGUUAUUCGGCAGACGCGUUUGUCUCAGAUGCUAUGCGCACCCGCAUUACACCUUUCCAGCUGGACUCCUAUGCACAUGAGUACGCAGAGAUGGUCGCUGCGCGCGAGGCGCAUGCCCGCGAGGUGGAAGCAUUGCGACAGUCAAAUCGCGCUUUGAUGAAUCAAGUCCAGAGUCUGGAGCAGAACUUGGCGAGUCUCAAUGACGAGCACGUUCAAGUGCUUAACGAGCUCGUCAAGGCCAGACUUCAACAUGAGGAAGUCGAGCGCGAGCUGGUCAGGUAUAAGCUCUUAUACGCCGAGUCUGUGCAUUACACCGAAGAUUCGCUCUCAAGCCACCGCAUGUCACGCAUGAGCAACCAUUCACACGUCUCAACCGGCUCUGGGCAUAAUCCUAGUCCCUCCCGUGGGACGAAUGGCAGUCCAACUGCCAGCGCGGUGAACGGUAGCCCUAGCACCGGUAGCAAGCGCCCGAGCUUGCAGAGCAUGCUCAGCGGGUUCACGAAGAGUGCAUCGUCUUCAUAG